Messenger RNA from Bombyx mori (domestic silkworm), 3864 nucleotides. RefSeq names its product ralBP1-associated Eps domain-containing protein 1 (gene Reps). Gene Ontology annotation, cellular component: plasma membrane; cytoplasm; presynaptic membrane. The record is from RefSeq and is a predicted model, not a curated record. Gene Ontology annotation, molecular function: molecular adaptor activity; calcium ion binding; protein binding. The transcript is spliced from 5 exons. Bases 228 to 2264 code for a protein of 678 amino acids. NCBI's taxonomy places the organism in Eukaryota, Metazoa, Arthropoda, Insecta, Lepidoptera, Bombycidae. Gene Ontology annotation, biological process: endosomal transport; clathrin-dependent synaptic vesicle endocytosis.
AGGUCUGUGGUCGUACAAAUGAUGGACGAAAGUCGCUUCAGCUGUCUUUGUUCUGUCAGUGACAUUUCGUUUGCUUCGUGUAAAUUUUGUGAUGAGCAAGAUACAAAUCCAUCUAUUUACUAAGGAAUAUGGUUUUUAUCAAUAGAUAAUGAUUACUUUUGUUGUACAUUUAACCUGGAAUUGAUAAAAGUUAUAGGAGUUUGUACAGUUGUUAAAUUAAUAAAAUAAUGGAGGAUCUCAACUUGACAGAAACCGAAACAAGAUAUUUCGGUGAUUUGUUUUUAUGUUGUGAUGAAGAAUCUAAUGGGAAAAUACCAAUUUUAAAAGCAACAGAACUAUUUAGAUCGUCGAACAUAUCCAAUGAUAUUCUGAAACAGAUCAUGGAUAUAAGCGUGUCUCCUAACAACUGUGCAACAUUAAAUCAUAUGAACAGGAAGCAAUUUUACUCAGCACUUAAAUUAAUAGCUGCACAUCAAACUAACAUAGCACUUAAACCUGAUCUUUUAUCAACUCCUAUUGAUCUUCCACUGCCGAGGUUCACGUGGGCACUUAACUCAGAAGCUAAUUCUGAUUUAAUACAGCUAUCUAAUUCUCCUAAAGAGCAUCACAUAUCAAAACGUGAAAGAAAUUUUGUUGGAAAUAUUAGUGCUUAUGAACCAAUAAGACUAUCUUCUAAUCUGUCUGAUAGUGAUGUUCCGCAGACAUUGUCUCAUGAUGGGAAUGAAGCACUCAGUACUGAUUCUGAAAUUGAGUCGGAAACAAUGUCACAAAGAUCUGGAUCGCGUGGUCGGAGAGUGAAAACUGGGUCACCCUGGAGCACAGCGAGUGAAAGCCCAACCCCAACCAACAGCGUUGCCGAAAGAGUACACCCAGUUUGGGAACAUAGUGCCACCGGUCGAGGAGUUUGGCCUACAAAUACAGCUGAAGAACACACAAGACUUUUAGGCACAGAAGAAGAAUCGUCCGAUCGUCAUUCAUCUGAAGAGGAUGGCGAGGGAGAUACUUGCAAUGACAUCUGGUCUAUCAGUGAGGCGCAGGCGCAUCACUACGCGUCACAAUUCUCACAAUUGCGACCCGAACGAGGACUUCUGUCCGGACAAACUGCAAGGCUAUUUUUCGAGAAAUCAAGACUUCCCGUACCCGAUUUAAGAAAAAUUUGGCAACUAUCCGACAUCGAUAAAGAUGGAAUGCUUUCAUUAGAGGAGUUCAGCAUAGCCAUGCAUCUCAUUGUAUUGCGGCGGAACAAUAUUCCGGUACCGGAGAUGCUACCCCCACCGCUCGUACCAAAGGUCGAUUCGCGCUUCUCACAACGCGUCGUCACUACCGACCUCGUUGACCUCGGCGCCGAGAUGUUCGGCUCGGGGACUUCAGCAGACUUCAAUUUCGCACCGAAAUCGGACAGUGGCGCUGAUCCGUACGAUGCCAAAACGAGUCGCCGGCCUGAGGAGCGCCAUCCGUCGGCUUCGCCUCCAAAGGCGGACGCGCAGCCGAACAAAGAGUGGACGAAGUUCGUCGACUCUCCUACAUCCAGCGUUUCGAGUCCCGGUCCGAAACCAGUGAACUUUGACUUCCAGCGCGCCGCCGUCGAACGAGAUCCGAAAAUUUUUCAUCCGGUCGCGCUGCGGGUUACACCAGAAGCUUCAGCCGGCGACGGGGACUCCCGCGCCUCCGCCUCCCCGCGGCGGGACGACGUUGCACUCGCUUUUGAGCUCGCCAGCCCCAAGCGUCCUGCCGAAACAAACGCUUCCGCCGCCGAUACCCGACCUGUGCAGAGACCCCAACCACGAAAACCAGUGAAAGGGACGGGAGCUCUGCCCCCUCCUCCGACUCGCGAACCUAUCGCCGCAGCAGACGAGGGGCCCGCUUCGUUGCAACCGUUGCCACGCAAAGAACCGCCACCACCGCCGCCGCCGCGUCCGCUCCGCAACCACGCACGCUCUAGUUCGCUGGACCUCACGCGUCUCAAGGGUGCACCUCCGCAGCCGCCGCCGAGGGACCCGCCCGCCGACGUACCGCCCGAGUACGAAGCCGAGGGGUUCGGGUACAAUCGGGAGGACGCGGCGCGUUCCCAGGGUGCCUUCGAGGUUUACCGGCGUGCCUCUCGUGAGCCCUCUGCGGACACGGAGCCGGAUGUGAAGGCGCUGCAGGAGCAGAACGCCGUGUUGCACCGCGUGUGCCGCGCGCUCAUUGCCGAGCUGGCGGACGUGCAAAGGGACCGCGAGCUAUUAAGGGUGCGUCUCCACCCACGCUCCCCACCGCUCUAGUCGAAGAGCCUCUUUCGUGCAGACGGUGGAUGUUUUUCAGCGCUCUCCGCCGCUUAGUAGCUUCCUCUGUCCGGUUGAUGUUCAACCGCACGCCCCACUGCCGUAAUUGAGGAGCCUCCCCCGUGCGGUCGGUUAAUAUACACCCGCCCACCCCGCCACUGUAGUUGAGGAGCCUCCCGUGCGGUCGGUUGACGUCCAACCGCAUGCCCCAUUACUGUUAUUGAGGAGCCUCCCCCGUGCGGUCUGUUGAUAUCUACCCGCGCACUCCGCCACUGUAGUUACGGAGCCUCCUCCGGGCGGUCGGUUGAUGUCCAUCCGCGCGCCCCACCAUUGUAGUUUAAGAGCCUCCUGCGUGCAGCCGUUAAGUCUCUAACCGCGAUCCCCAUCGCUCUAGUCCAAGAGCCUCCUACGUGCGGUCGGUGGGUCCACCAGUCGCGCUUUUCACCGCUCUAGUCUGGGGCCUCCACGGAUUCGAUGGGAGUUGGUUAUUUUGAAACGUGCGCGGAAACAUACAAACAAAGCGAAUGUUGUUGCAUUUAGUAUUUUAUAUUGCCUCGAUCCGGCAUCGUCACCGUCGUGUUUCCCUUCAAAAGACCCCGACGGAUGGUUGUAUUAAUGAAACGACACGACACGAAUAAUGCUUUUUCAACAAACAAAAAAACAAUCAAAAUGAAACGUCGUCGUGUAUGUACAUUUUAAUAAUUUGUUAAAUUUAGAGGCUAUAUUAAUAACUUCAUAUUCUAUGCAUUGUAAUCAUCUAGAUUAUUCUAGAUCAUUCAUUUUUCUCAUUCAUUCACGUACUAAGACGGGUGCCGUUUAUAUUUAAAAUAUUUACCGCCACGCCGACGCCAUAAAUUCAUUAUUAGUACAUAUUUUUAUACAAAUCGCGGCGACCUGAUUCUGAAUGUUCUUAAAGUACAUAGAAGUGAAUUGAAAUUAAUUUUGAUUUGAUUAAAGGUCAUUCUGUGUGCCAAUGUUCAAAAACAGUUUCAUCAGAUCCGUAGAGUUAGCGCAGAAGACGCGACGCUUGUGAGCAUUCCUUAUUUUUCAUUCGCUUCGUCAUUCAUUGUGAUAAUGAACUAACACAAAUAGAAUAUUUUAUAUUCCCUGUGAACAUUGUAUUAUAUGUAUCGGUUUAGUGUAGUGUAAAAAGCAUCUGGUGUUUUAUUUAAUUAAGUGAAAAAAAUAUAAAUUCAUAGAGAUUUUUCAUUUACUCGUGACGUUUUCGAUAUCGGCAUUUUAACGUUUUUAAAGUGAUUAAUAUACAUUAAAAAUGUCGAAAGAAUCUUGUAUUAUAUAAUAUGAAAAGAGUAUUCAGUUUUUUUUAAUCUCUUUCUGUGAGUCCUGUAGUUAGAAAAGUGGUCACAGUGUAAAUAUAAUAUGUAUUUGGUUUAUCAAUCGAGAUGCGUCUGUCGAAGCUUAAUAAUAAAUAAAUAACCCACAGAUCAUAAAAUAUAUCGAUUUAAAUUUUGGUCCAAUUUUUGUACUGUUUUAUUGUUCACCAUAUUAACCUAUUUAUGUUUAUUAAAACAAAUUUACUGUACUGCUUUUUAAAAUAUUAUUGUAGCAAAUUAUGUACAAUAAAAUUAUUUAAAAAUUA